Messenger RNA from Striga asiatica, 941 nucleotides. Lineage: Eukaryota; Viridiplantae; Streptophyta; Magnoliopsida; Lamiales; Orobanchaceae. The record is from the annotation of a GenBank genome assembly.
AUCGCCCUUUCUCACAUUCUGUGUUUUUUACUUUUUUUUCUUCUCCCAUUUUCUCUCUCUUAAUAUUCUCUUUCGUUCUCUCUCAUCAUAUCUGAAACCCUUGAGCUUAGCACGGCCGUCCUUUUUCUUUCAGUUUUUUCGUCAACACAGACACCAUGAUAAAGUUGUUUAAAGUAAAGCAAAAGCAGAGAGAACUUGCUGAAAGUGCUAACGGAAAGCCUUUGGGCAAGAAGCAAAGUGCCGGAGAAUUGCGUCUUCAGAAAGUAUAUGGAAUUCUGUGCUUAGCAAUAUUGAGAUCGAUGCUUUGCGAGAAAAAUAUGUUGGGUGAUUUUCUAGAAUUGGCUAACACUAUGUUGAUGUUAAGCAUAAUUGAUAUUACCGAACUGAAUCUGCCGAAAACAUGUAGCAUAUCAUUCCCUAAUGGCAAGGAUGACCUCAUGAAUUUUGAAGUUACCAUUCGCCCUGAUGAGGGAUAUUAUCUGGGUGGAACAUUUGUUUUCUCUUUCCAAAUCUCUCCAAUCUAUCCUCAUGAUGCUCCCAAGGUUAAAUGCAAGACGAAGGUCUACCAUCCCAAUAUCGACCUGGAAGGAAAUGUCUGCCUAAACAUCCUCAGGGAAGACUGGAAACCAGAACCGAACCACGAGGAUCCUCUCAAUCAUGAUGCUGCUGCAGUAUUGAGAGAUAACCCAAAAAUGUUCGAAUCGAACCUUUGCCGGAAGUUCAGAAGGCUGUACAUUGUGACCACUCGUCUUAUCUUUAGGUCUUCCUGCUUUGAAAAUCCGAGGGUUGUUUUAAUUCGCAGUAAUAUCGUGUAUCUAAAGAAGCAGAAAGCUGGGAUUUAUCUGUAUGCUGCUCUAACUUUGUGCUUUUACGCGGACUUAUUCAUUGUGCACUGGGAUUUAAGUACUUUUAACUCUUUUCUACUGGAGAAUGUGUGGUGA